Messenger RNA from Paramecium sonneborni, 321 nucleotides. NCBI's taxonomy places the organism in Eukaryota, Ciliophora, Oligohymenophorea, Peniculida, Parameciidae. The record is from the annotation of a GenBank genome assembly.
AUGAUCAGAAUAACAUUAGGCGCUUUAUUCAGAUAUUAUAUUUUUUUAAAUUAUCAAUAAACAAGCUUUUAUUGUUCCUUAAAAUUCAUCCUAUCUUUAGUUUUUUCUCUUCGAGAAACUAUUACCAAGAUUAAUUGCUUAUAUCAAUAUUGCAGUGUAGAAGUAAAUACUUGUCAAAAAGACUAAACUUGGUAACUGAAGAUCAUUUAUUCUAGGAAAAAAUAAAUAGCUGAUUGUUAUUAGAAUACUAUGGAUGAUUUAUCCCCAGCGAAUAUAAAGAAGCAAAGCAGCUGUAAGAAUAAUUAAAUAUUUUAUGUAUGA